Molecule: messenger RNA, 1536 nt
Organism: Recurvomyces mirabilis
Lineage: Eukaryota; Fungi; Ascomycota; Dothideomycetes; Mycosphaerellales; Teratosphaeriaceae
Exons: 2
Coding region: 1-1536 (511 amino acids)
Source: RefSeq, a predicted model, not a curated record
AUGGCGGAUACACCUCACCACAUGGCUACUUCGGUGAAAGAGUCAUGUCUGAAAGCUCCACGAUACGCGUACAGUCCAUUGGAAGGCGACCACGACUCGCGUCUACUGUACCUCGAAUCCGUUGAUGGAGAUGGAGAGGUUCGCUGCUCGCUCAGACCAGUCGUCAUCCAACAGGCCGCCGCGACACAUGGUUUCUACGCAUUAUCAUACUGCUGGGCCACGGAUGCUGCCAGGCAGACAAUUCAGGUCAACGGCUUGACGGUCCCAGUGCGAAGGAAUCUACUAAAUGCUCUACUUGCCAUAUCCGACACUUGCGAGCCGGGCGAGAAUGGGAAAGGCCUUUGGGUCGAUGCUCUCUGCAUCGAUCAGAACGACAAUGCCGACAAAUCUAGGCAAGUUCGGCGGAUGGGCGACAUCUAUCGUGAGGCGACUGGUUUGGCGAAGCAGAUGGCCAAGAUGAGUCUGACCAUGAAUCUCACACAGUACCGACCGGGUCAAAGCGGCAUGUUUCUCCUCGACAGCAUGCGUAGUCGGCUGGCCACUGACCCACGAGACUACAUUUAUGGUUUACUGAGUCUUGUGCCGAGCACUGUACGGGCAGAGAUACACGUGGACUAUGAUCUCUCAGCUACCACGCUGUACUCCACAAGCCUGACACGAUUAUGCACUUCCUCGCCCGACCUGACGAUGCUGCUACGCUGGUGGGCCGAGCCCUGGACCUGGCUGCACUAUGCCGAUGCAAACGACGACACCCGUUCAAGCUGGUGUCCAGACUUCUCCUGCCGUGCCUACGCCUCGAUCGGAAACCCGCUUCUCGGCCUCACCUGCCUAUCUCCAGAAACCAUGUCCCGACUCGCCUCACAAAGACCUCCACAUUCCUUCUCCAACGACGGUCGUGUACUGCAUCUCGGCGGCAUCUACCUCGACACAAUAUUAGAAGCCACAACAAUCGCCUCCAUUCCAUCUGUCCCAGAUCUAGACGUCACCGCUUCCCUGCACGUACAGAUCCAACAGAUGCUUCCAGACGCCGAGAUGCUAGCCUGGCUCUCCUCCUUCCUCCGAGUCUGGCAUCACGCCCUCAUGACCUUGACCGCAGAAGAUCCGCGGUGGAAAAUGUGGGAAUCUCAAUUCUUCUUGCCCUGGAAUCCCACGUCAGACGACGAAGGCGACAAGACACCAGUCCCCACAGCCCUCCAAGAACUAAUCUACUUCGAGCUCCGACUCAUGAUGGCUGGAACACAAAUGCGUGAUCUUCUAGAGCCGGUAUCAAUGGAAUGGUUGUACAUUUUGGGCAAUGUGCACAAAGUGGCCAAUGUCUGCAAAUGGCGGUACUUCUUCUAUAUGGAAGGUGGGAAUAUUGGGGUGACGCCUGUGCCUGUGGGUGAAGGUAAUCAUGUUUACGGUUUUGGUGGUGAGUUCUUGGAGGUUGUGUCGGCGGAUCGCCAACGGCUUGUUAGUCCGGCUUCGGUGGAGGGAUUGAUGGGAGAUGUGCUGAUAGACAAGGAGGAUCAGUGGGAGAUAUCAUCAUUGUCUUGA